Molecule: messenger RNA, 4775 nt
Organism: Silurus meridionalis
Lineage: Eukaryota; Metazoa; Chordata; Actinopteri; Siluriformes; Siluridae
Gene: pou2f2b
Product: POU class 2 homeobox 2a
Exons: 17
Coding region: 1353-3527 (724 amino acids)
Biological process (GO): regulation of transcription by RNA polymerase II
Cellular component (GO): nucleus
Molecular function (GO): RNA polymerase II cis-regulatory region sequence-specific DNA binding; DNA-binding transcription factor activity, RNA polymerase II-specific
Source: RefSeq, a predicted model, not a curated record
UGUGAGUUGUAGCGGCUUGCCUCUCGUUUCCACGUCGCGGCAGCGCGGAGGCAGAGCGCGCGCGCAUUCGGGAGGGAGUCUGGUCGCGUGAGCCAUUGGGGUUCCCGCAUAACGGGAACACAGACAACAAAACACGCAGGCGGACGGACCGGGAAAUAGGCAAGUGAUCUUCAAAAAAGGAAAAAAGGAAAAAAGAAAGAAAAACAAACCAUAAAAAAACAAGACAAAAGGAAAAAAAAAACACAAAAUCCAGCGACGAAAACAAGUCUUUUUUUUUAUUCCAAGUGUUCGGGGGGGGGUUUGUUUCUUUCUUUAUUUGUUUGCUCGGUUUAUUUAUUUAUUUAUUUAUAUAUUUAUUUCGUAUCGAUUGAUUGCGUUUUAAUUAGCGGAGUGUGACAGAGCGGCGGUGGGCGGGGCGAAGCGCCGGCGAGCACGUUAUGUUGCCUUAUUAUUAACGUUUAUAUAUCAAUAAAUAUAAAAAAAUAGAUUUCUUUAUUAAAAAAAAAAAAAAAAAAAAGAUACUCCUUCAUUGUGUCGGAUUUCGACUAAGAUCAGGCUGUGCGACUUUAAAUGUGGAAGCGACGGUGUAGCAUGUAGCUGUCGGAGGAAACAAAAAAAAAACCCGGAAUAAAACAAUAACAGAUCCAUAGCUAAAGACCAAAUAAUCAAAUAUACCAAAAAUCCGAAUAAAACCCAAUAAACACGAGCAUCAGGAGCGCGUUUCUCUUUGCCUGGAAAUAAAUGGUAUUUCUUCUUGUUUUAUAGCCAAGGGAAAGAAGGGAUGAAAGGAGCCUAACCUAUGUUUCAAAAUCGAAAAAGCCUUUUUUAUUCCUUAUAUUCAAUAAUUCACAUGAAAUCAGUUUUGAAGGAUCUUGCUAGGGUUCAGCAGGUGUAUCAGUGUAGCAUAGAGGUGAAUGCUAGAGCAUCAGUGUGAGAGGAGCUCUAGCCCAGUCUGUCCGCCUGUGUGUGGGGUUUGUGUCUGAGCAGCUUAGGCUUAUUCUCUACAGGCUUCUUACUCAAUUCCAGAAGUGAUCGUCCAGAGACUAACGAAAGCAAUGAAAACGUGAUCGAUCAGCCUGCGAGUGAGCACCACGCCGAGUUCCUGUCACUUAGAAAAACUUGGUGUACAAUGCCAAAGAGAUCCCGAACCCAGCCAAAGCCGAACGCGACCGAGCUCCAGGUGAAGACCUACACCUCCCAUCUCAGCUACAAAGAAGAGACCGGCGACCAGAGACUGACUGUGCUGUAAUAACGCCAAAGCAAAAAAAAACCAUAUAUAACAUAUAGUAAUACCAGCAACUAGAGGAAGGAAAAAAGUCCAAAACAAAAAGCCCGAGACGAAAAGGAGGAUCAUGUUUGUCCCCUUGCCGCUGCCGUUCGUCUUGCCCAGAACUGCCUCCGAGCUCCGCGCCUGGCGCCUCAAGUCUCCGCCGGCUGCGCGCGCGCUCUCCGAUAUCAGAAUGUCAAAGCCAAUAGAGGUUGAGAAUCCGGCGGCAGACUCUCCGAUGGAGAACACAGGAGAUUCAGAGAGGAAUGGUUCGGACUCCAAUAAUCAGAUUCCACCAAUGAAAAGCAGCCCGUUCUCACUCUCUCCAACACUAAGUGCCAGCAACAAGGCCAAGGUGGAAGAGUGUGGAGAGAUGUCUCCAGCUUCAGUUCAUGCCACGCCUACUCAAACACCCCUCUCACACACACAGCUGAUGCUGACAGGAAGCCAGCUGGCAGGAAGGGUUUCUCCUUUUCUCUUCCCCUGCACCCUGUCUGACUCUGUCACUGCCUCUGGACUUCCUUCUUGCCCUUCAACUUUCAUGCUCCAGCUGACCGCUCUCUUGCCAGCUCAGCAGCAGUUGCUCCUCCAGCAAGCGCAGCUCCUGGCCGCAGCUGUGCAGCAGUCGCAGGCGGCUCAUGCAGCCAAUCAGCAGCAAACGCAGCAGCAGCAGCAACAACAGCAGGCCAGUCAGCAAGCGGCUUUGCCUCAGCUGCAGGGCCAAUCAAAAAGUGCUCAGGAGCAAAGUACUGCUCCUGUCCUGCCCUCUCCUCACCAGCUUGCCCUAUCUCAACCAAUCCAGCUCACUGCCCAGGACAUUCAGCAAUUGUUGCAGCUGCAGCAGUUGGUCCUUGUCCCAGGGCAUCCUUUGUCCUCACCUGCACAGUUCCUUUUGCCACAGACACAGCAAGGGCAGCAAGGGCUGCUACAGACACCAAAUUUGAUUCCGCUACCUCAGCAAAACCAUGGGGGGCUCCUCACUGCUCCUUCUGCCCUUGGUCUUCAAGCACAGCAGAGAGAAAAGGUCAUGGAAAGCAGUGUGAGUACGGUGAACCCUGUGACUUCUCACAGCGAGGAGCCAAGUGACCUGGAAGAGCUCGAACAGUUUGCUCGCACCUUUAAACAGAGGAGAAUCAAACUUGGAUUCACACAGGGUGAUGUGGGACUGGCUAUGGGCAAACUGUAUGGGAAUGAUUUCAGUCAGACAACCAUCUCACGCUUUGAAGCCCUCAAUCUCAGCUUUAAGAACAUGUGCAAACUUAAACCUCUACUAGAAAAGUGGCUCAAUGAUGCCGAGACCAUGUCAUUGGACAGUACCUUGCCAAGUCCCAGCUCUCUGUCCUCACCAUCUCUGGCCUAUGAGGGCCUGACUGCCCGCCGCCGCAAGAAACGCACCAGCAUAGAGACGAAUGUUCGUGUGGCUUUGGAGCGCAGUUUUAGCACGAACCAGAAGCCUACCUCAGAGGAGAUUCUACUCAUCGCUGAGCAGCUCAACAUGGAGAAGGAGGUGAUUCGCGUCUGGUUCUGCAACCGCAGACAGAAAGAGAAACGCAUUAACCCCUCCAGUGCCACCCCUCCCCUGCCCAGCCAAACCCAGCCUGCCACACACAAACCCCCCUGCUACAGCCCACAUAUGAUGCAAGGCCAGGGACCGUCCCAACCUGUUAACAGUCUCAGCACAGCAGCCACCACCAUGCCCUCGGUUUGUCCGUUGACCCCGACUGGUCCCUCCUCGAGCUCCACCCCUUCACCUGUGACUCCGUCUCCUCGCAGUGAUGCCAGCCCUGUUCCUGCCACACACGCAUUAAAUCUGAACACAGGUUCAUGGCGUAACAAGAACGGUGACGUGUCAAACUACAUCACCGAUUUUGCUGCAAAUCUGAGGAAUACGGUGAUUGGAGUUAACACAGGAAUGAACCAAGUUCUUCGUGGCAGCAACCCAAUCGCCACGAUUCAAGCUCUGGCAGCCAGUGGUGGCCAAACCACCAUUUCCAGUCUUGAAGGUGGCAGCAAGGUGCUGUUUGGUAGUUCUGGAGGACAAAGGUCAGGACUCCCUUCUUCCCUCUUCCUUAACCACCCUUCAUUGUUGCCCAUGGCAGCGGGCACAGCUCUGGGAUUGGCCAACUCGAUCGUUUCCAAAUCUGGCAGGCCUCUAUUCAUGGAUGGCAUGAGCCCCUCACCCUGCUCAAGCCCUGACUCUUCCUGCUCUUCCAGCGACUUGCUACACAGCCCACAUGACCUGGGGAGCGGCCAAGAUUGAGGGACACUUUUCGGGAAACCAAUCACAGGACCAGGAGGAGGAUCUUCAACCUCCUAUCACAACCAAAGCAUCUCUUGUCUCUCUUUCUUCCUUCGGCCUUUUUUUUAAAUGUCUUUCACACUUUCUCUCUUGCUCUCUCCUGCUCUCCUGAUGCCAAAAAUACACAAAGUGGAAGAGGGGAGAGAUGAAGAGACAGAGGUGAAGAUGAGGCUAAGCGAAGAAGAGAGAUUUACAUGUAAACCAAAAAUUCACCUGGAGGUCUAGUGGAACGUGGUUGACCGAGCGUGGCCACUUCUCCGCCGUUUUUGUUGUUGUUUUUUUUUUCUCUUUCUCUCUGUCUAUCUCUCUGUUUCUCCAGAGAGUGUAAAGAAAUACAAGAAAGGAAGGACAAUAGACACUGGUUUAAGAACUGCAGGAAUCAGAGGAAGGAGCUGAUGAUCCUUGAGCCAAAAAUAGCAAAAUGAAAAACAAACUUAUUUGUUGCAGAACGGCAGUCAGACUUCAGCUCGCACCAGUCUGGAGAACUUUAAACCAAAAAGAAAAUAUGAUAGAGGUGAACUUUUAAAGACUCGCAGUGACAAAAAAAAAAGACAACCAUACCAAAAACCCAUAUACCAAAAAACAAACAAAACCAAAAAUACGGAAGGAAAAGCUUUAUCCCGUGGACCUGUAAAUAGUCCAGCGUCCAGCACCAGACCCACACCAAUGAUCCAGCAACCUCCUGCUCCAUCAUUUCAUCCGACAUUCUCUCAUUUUGUCUGUCAAUAGAUCAGUAUUAGUUAUAUUACUGUUUUUGUUUUGUUUUUUGUAGUGAAGAGGUGAAUCUCCAAGUGAUAGCUGUGUAUUGCUGUGCAACAGUGAACGAGCAAAGCUCAGAAGUGUCAAUAUUUUUUUAUUUUUUUUUGCUAGAAGUCUAGGUAUGUACAAAUCUCUCCCGCUUUUCUACCUCUUUAUCAGGUUUUCUUCUCUCUUGCCUUAGUUCCCAUUGCCGUUCGUAAAGUAUCCAUAUUCGAGUAGCUUUUUUGUUGUUUAACCAUCAUCACUGUCAUUUCAUCUUCAGCUUCAUGUUCAUCGCACAUGUUAACCACCCAGGGGGUGUUGUGUAUUUCAGAAUGUCAUGCAAAUCAGAUGUAUUUAAUACAAGGUCAGUUGGUGUUCCUGCAUGUUUUUUUAACGUCUCGUUUGUGUCUCACGUUCAUGUUCAUUCUGUCUAAUCUCCAUUAAAAAAAAAACACUUUGAAUCCAUUA